AUGUCAUUUGACUUACCCAACAAUGUAAAUUUUACUGUGGAUGAUGUUUAUAAGAAGUUAUCUCAUCUACAUGGUAAUUGGACUACUUGUCCUGAUGGCUUAUCCGAUGAUAUUAAACUCUACUCUUGUGUAUCCUCCUUAGAUGACUGUAUUUUGUUACAGAUUCAUUUUGAUCGGUUCACUGAAUGGUUCAAUACUCUAGGCUUAUCCCCUAAUGUUUCUAAGUGUAAGACCAUGACUUAUACUAGAAUUCGGUCCCCUGUCAAAUAUGCAUAUCAUCUUGGGCCAACUGCUAUCGCAUGCUCUAAUGGCAGUGUUACUAACCUAACCUGCUACAAAAGAUUUUUGUUUUUGUGUCGCUGCCUCAGAUUUGACGAUCGCGAAACUAGAGCUGAAAGACGGGUGAUUGAUGAACUGGCUCCUAUUCGUACUACGUUUGACCUUUUCUUGAAAAAUAUCAAUCAGAAUUAUAAUUUGAGUGAAUAUACUACUAUUGACGAAAUGUUACACCCAUUUCGUGGUCGGUGUCAAUGGAUACAGUACAUCCCAAGUAAACCGGCCAAAUAUGGCAUCAAAAUGUUUGCAUUAUGUGAUGCAAAAACAUUUUACACGAGUAAAAUAGAGAUUUAUGUUGGAAAACAACCACCUGGUUCGUAUGAGGUUUCUAAUUCACCAAUUGAUAUCGUGAAACGAUUAGUAACACCCAUCGAAAACUCUAAUCGAAAUCUUACCACUGACAACUGGUAUACCAAAUUUUUACCAGAUAAAAAAAAAGAAGUUGGUUCGAGCGUGUUCGGGUUUCAAAAAAAUAAAACAUUAGUGUCAUACGUACCACGAAAAAACAAGGCAGUUAUUUUGCUUUCAACUAUGCACCAUGAUUCAAAAAUUGAUGUAGAAACUCGUAAACCAGAAAUAAUUAUGGAUUAUAAUUGUACCAAAGGUGGAGUUGAUACAGUAGAUAAAAUGUGUGCGGCAUAUUCUGUCUCUAGAAUUACAAAAAGGUGGCCACUUGUAAUUUUUUAUUCUUUGAUGAAUAUUGCUGGAAUUAAUGCUCAGGUACUGUUUUCAUACUUUAAACAUAACAAUGCCCCUAAAAUUAGAAGAUUAUUUUUGAAAACAUUGGCAUUUGAUCUAAUGAAGGAACAUCUUGCUUCUCGAGCUCAAAUCUCAAGUUUACCAUCGGACAUAUCAUCUUUUUUGAAAAUAAAAUAUGCUGUCCCGAGUACAUCAGAUGUAUCUACAACCCCCCGUUCAAAACGAGGAACUUGCUUCGAAUGUGGGAGAAAAAAAAAUGCGGCUACAUCUAUGAAGUGCACCAAGUGUAUGCGAUUUAUAUGUAAGCUACAUUCAAAAAAAAUUAUUAUUUGUGAAAAGUGUUCUAAUAACGAUGACAAUGACAAUUCUAAAUAA
This is a messenger RNA of Myzus persicae (green peach aphid), 1410 nucleotides long. Its product is annotated as piggyBac transposable element-derived protein 4-like. The coding region runs from base 1 to 1410 and encodes 469 amino acids. NCBI's taxonomy places the organism in Eukaryota, Metazoa, Arthropoda, Insecta, Hemiptera, Aphididae. The transcript is spliced from 3 exons. The record is from RefSeq and is a predicted model, not a curated record.